Plodia interpunctella (Indianmeal moth) is the source of this 1022-nucleotide messenger RNA. Its product is annotated as thialysine N-epsilon-acetyltransferase-like. The transcript has 5 exons. NCBI's taxonomy places the organism in Eukaryota, Metazoa, Arthropoda, Insecta, Lepidoptera, Pyralidae. Bases 414 to 935 code for a protein of 173 amino acids. Gene Ontology annotation, molecular function: N-acetyltransferase activity. The record is from RefSeq and is a predicted model, not a curated record.
AAUUUGCAAAAGUAUACCCUGUAUUGUAUAGAUACCUAAGUAGGUAUGUUUUAAUUUUUUUUAAAACCUUGGUCUGACCUUGUGUUACUGCAUCCAGUAGCUAAAUCUAUGGUGAAAUAAGUGUAAAUCGUGUACAAAUCAGCUAUGAAGAAAAAAUGUUUUUCUUUUAGCUUUAUGGUUAAAAACUGUCAAAACAAUUCUGAUAUAUACAGCAAAUGUGUAAAAUUUUGAAUGAAAGGUCGACGGAGCCUUAAAACUAAAAAGUGAAGUGUAGAAUCACAAUCGGAACAUACAUAUUUUUAUCAUUUUUUAUUUUUUAUAGUAAUCUGCAGUGCUGCGGGCCGGUGGCUAUUGCUCAGUAUAUCGCAACACUCGCCACGCUGCGCACCUGAUAGAAGGAAGGUUCAAUAAUAAUGUCCCAUGAAAGCUCUGAAGAAGAUGACCUUAAAAUCAGACAUGCAACUAAAAAUGACAUGGCAGAAGUGGCCGGAAUGAUCCAAGAACUAGCUAAAUCUAUCAAUGACUCACUAGGGCCGAGAUUAACUGUGCAAGAUUUGGAAACUCAUGGCUUCGGGAUCCAGCCUCCAGCAUUUCACUGUAAAGUAGCAGAGGCCACGUCGGACCGGGCCAUCCUGGGCUAUGCAUUGUACUACCCCACAUAUUCCUCGUGGGAGGGCCGCGCUAUGAUGCUGGAGGACCUGUAUGUGAGACCCUCUGAGAGGUAUAGAGGGAUCAACAAGAAACUCUUUAGUUCUGUUGCUAAGGAAGCCGUAAGGUUAGGGUGUUAUCGCUUAGACUUCCACCUACUUAAGUGGAACCCCACGUGCGUGUACUACGAGCAGAGAGGCGCCGUGAACCUGGCGCAGUCGCUGGACUGGCGCUACUACCGACUGCGGUUCACCCCCGACAUCAUGCAGGACAUUUUCGAAAAAUAGGAAAAACUGUGGGCGUCUAUUAGCUACUAUACCAAAUUAAUUUAGUUAGGUAUCCAAAUGAAUAUACAAAUAUUUUCUCAUUGCAAA